This is a messenger RNA of Lytechinus variegatus (green sea urchin), 3049 nucleotides long. Its product is annotated as gamma-aminobutyric acid type B receptor subunit 2-like. The transcript is spliced from 9 exons. Gene Ontology annotation, molecular function: G protein-coupled GABA receptor activity. The record is from RefSeq and is a predicted model, not a curated record. NCBI's taxonomy places the organism in Eukaryota, Metazoa, Echinodermata, Echinoidea, Temnopleuroida, Toxopneustidae. Gene Ontology annotation, cellular component: G protein-coupled receptor heterodimeric complex; membrane. The coding region runs from base 781 to 2919 and encodes 712 amino acids. Gene Ontology annotation, biological process: G protein-coupled receptor signaling pathway; gamma-aminobutyric acid signaling pathway.
CUGCCCCUCAGUAAGCGAUACCUCUCAUUAGCAUUGUCUUUCGGGUUCACUAGGGGUACUUGUGGUCAGGCGAUCUUCAUUCGUCAGAUAGUUAAGACUCAAUAACUGCGAGCUCAACCGUGCAAAUUCAGAAGAAACAUCGAAAAAACAUAGACCCUUGCAGGUGUCGGGGGCUUUACUCUUAAGAAUGUGAUUCCAGUAAUUCAAAUGAUGCCCCUUCUUUCUUUGAACGCGGGACAAACGAAGCUGGGGAUUUCAUCCACGCUUCGCUAGGAUUUUCUACGAUUUUAAAUUUUGAUUGUACCAUUGGGAUGUUACGUUGAUCAUGAUUGACAUAUUUGGGACAAACAAAAAACGAAGCUUGAUAUUUUGACAACGGAUCACUUCGAAUUUCCACGAUUUUCAUCUUUUAUUUAUUUGAACGUCGCUUUGAUUUGGACUGACGUUUAGAAGUGAACACGCAGAUGUUUCUCAUGAUGUAAACACUUUUGAGUUGAUCUCUUUGGAAUAACACUGGACGUCCUGAAAUUGCCUACGGUUGAAUAGUGUUUACUUCCUGUAAUGGGUUAGGUGACUUUGGUCGGAUACAUCCAAAUCUACUCUAGAUAUCGUCCUAUCUGAGCAGGGGGAAUCGAAUUCCCUUAUUUUUCCGGCAAACUGUUUCCAUGGAAAUUUGCAUAAUACUCAUGAUCGUAGUUUCUGAGCUGCCCUGAUUUAGUAGCACUCUGAUCAAGGAACUCAACGAAGCGAACUGGAAUUGCCUACCAACCCAUUGCGGAAAUGAGCGCCAACAUUUCGCAUAGCAACGGGACAUCGACAUCCCCAACCCUUCACUUCAUCACAACAGCGCCCACCGUUGCCAUGGAAACGGAGGAGGAUGGAAUGAUGGAUGGGGUCCACGAUGAGACAUCUUAUCGAUUUCGGACCAUCUCCCCGGUGCUCUUUGGAUGUGUCUGUGUAUUGACAUUGUUCGGUCUGGUGCUAUCUACCGUGUUUCUCGUCUUCAAUAUCAGAUAUCGAAAUCACAGGUUAAUAAAAAUGUCAAGCCCUAAUUUGAACAUACUGAUUGUGCUUGGUACCAUUCUCAUCUACGCAUGCGUGAUCCUCCUUGGAAUCGACAGUAAUACGUCAUCACUAGAAACCUUAACAGCACUCUGCAAGACGCGUUUGUUCUUGCUCAUAUGCGGUUUCACGUUAGUCUACGGGUCUCUCUUCACCAAGUCUUGGCGAGUUUAUAGAAUAUUCGGACACACUGGUGCAAAACGGAUGGUGAUACGAGAUAAUAAACUGAUUGGAAUAAUAGCUUGUUUACUUCUCGUCGAUUCUCUUAUCAUGGCAAUAUGGCUGAUCUUCGAUCCCCCACAAUGCCAGGUGCAAGUACUUCCGGUGACGUCACAGAAAGAAACAACUCAAUCAACUGAAAAUCCCUUGACAACGCCACAAACCACACCCACAUGGAGGGGUGCGGUCUACGUCUGCCACUCCCACUAUCAGGAAAUCUGGCUGCUUGUCAUCUACGUGUAUAAGUGUAUCAUUCUACUCUACGGCACACAUCUUUCAUGGGCAACUAGGAAUGUCGCCCUCAGCGCCAUGAACGAUGCAAGGUGCAUCAUCAUCUCUGUGUAUACCUGUGUCGUCCUGGUUUCCAUGACGACGGCUCUUUCGUCGACGAUGUGGCGGUGGCCCAACGUGUGGUACUCUUGUCUGGCCUUGGUCUUGCUUAUCUGUACGACAGAAGUCCUGGUCUUGGUUCAUCUUCCAAAGAUACUUGCUUGGAAGGACAACCCGGAUGCUACAAUGCCAUUGUCAAGGACGCUUACGUCGUCAUACAUAGCAACCAAUCACGGUCAAUCAUUCAAUCAAGUAGAAGAGGAGUUAUUUCUCUUAUCUGCGGAAAAUGCAGCUUUAAAACGAUCGCUUGGCGAGAAAGAUGAUACCAUCAAGUUGCUUCAGAGUCAUGUUGGGGUUGCCAAGGAAAAACUCUGCCAGCUUAUUGUCGAUGGUGACGGCCGCCAUGACAGUGGAUGUGAUUUCGAUGGUUCCUCAUCGGCCACCAGCCAAGAAGAUCCCACAUCGAUUGGUACAGAGCCAAGUGUCAGCGAAAAGUCCGUCACGGAGAAGCCAGUAGAUUACGCCCAGGAGUCCGGGGGCUCUCAACAGAACAGUCCCGUUAAGAAAAAGAAAAGGUCGCCGAAAAAGAGCAAAGGAACAUCAACGAAAGGUAUUUCAAUGGAGGGAGAAGCAGUGACGGUUGUUGAUUUGGAAGAUAAAAAUGUUUUAGAUCGAUCGACUUCAUCUGCGUUAAUACCUCCAACAACUGGUCGACGGGAGAGCUUAAGCGUGCAAAGCAUACGCAGGAGAAGAGCGAACAGUCUUCGAAGUGUCGGCAGCACAUCGUCCCAAUUUGAAGAACUGCGCAACUGUAUCGCAAAAGAACUACACCAAGCUCAGCAUAUAUCGUCAAACCUGCGCGAUUCCAUAGCGCAGGAUUUGGGCUCGUGCAGGGAGAGACCUUUGUAUUACGAUAUCGCGCGCACGGAAGGUGAAAUAAUGUCAUCCUUGAGCAAAUCCUACAGACUACGAGAUGACGACACGCAUUCUUUAGCAAGUAGUACGUUCACAUAUGAUAAUCCUGUCUUUUCUCGCGAUCAGUUUCCAAGGAGAAGCAACAGCAGUUAUCGGACAAGCAGAACAAGCAGACAAUCCAGCUUUAGAUCCGUUGCCAGUAUUGCCCUUGAAAUAGCAGAGAGCUACUCGAGAAAAAACAAGAAUGGGAACGUCAAAGACAGAGAACUGCAGUGGCCAAGUUAUAUUCCGCCCAAGGAAUCUAAAGUGCGCAGUGGGGAGCCUUUACGAGUUGUGCGCAGCUCGGAAGCGCCAAUUGUGUAUACUAGGAGCAUAUACAAUACAUACGUUUGAACGAACAUCAAGAUCAUUUAUGCUUUAACUCAUGUCAGUUUGCUUAAAUGUAUAUAAAAGUAUCGAUUUUGUGAAGAUACAACUAUAUUUAUUUACUGAAAUGAACUUUGUGUUAACUUAUUUUCCAAUA